AUGAACUUGUACAGCAGGAUUUUCUGCCUGUGCUGGUUUCGGCUCGCGAGCGGGGCUGCGACUCCUCCUCCUGUCAACGAAGCAUGCCCCCGAUCAGGAGGUUUGGUUUUCUUGCAAAAGACUCCUUCCCUCCGCCGGCUGAUGACCCUGACUGGGAUGGAUCACGCCUUCGCUUCUACCUCUGGCUUUGAGUGGAUGCCGGUGAAUGGCGGCAUAAAUCGGGCUUGCCGCGGAAAGUCGGCUGGGGACAACUUGGCUUCGUAUUUCACCGUGCAACAAGGGCUGGCCGACCUGAGUGCUUGCCAACAGCUAUGCGAAAGCACAGAAGGGUGCAAAGGCGUGGAAUACCACACCUCUGGAAGAUGUGAGAUUUGGACUCGAGAGGGCGGGAUCGAGGCUAGCAUCAGCUUGGAUGGAUAUUCGUGUUACAGCUACGAGAUUUCUGAUUUCAUUGAAGUUGGUGCUGGCAUUGAUCGUGCCUGCCGUGGAGAGACGGUUGCAGAUGAUUCUUCAAGCCACAAGACGGUGCAAGCAGUUGCCUCCCUCAGCCAAUGCAAGCAGCUAUGCAGAAACACUGCUACUUGUACAGGCAUCGAAUUCAGCGGCUCGCGCUGUGAAGUGUGGUCGCAUGAUAUUAAAGCUUCCGUUGCAGCACCUGGAGUUUUGUGCAUGAAGCUGGAGUUCUCCAAGAUUGACGGAGACGAUCGGGCUUGUCGAGGAUCAAGCACGUCUGACAACAACCCGCGAAACUAUAUCAUUGCUUCAGGUGCAGCAUCGGAGGCUGAAUGUAAAGAUGCAUGCAGGAUGCAGGAUGGAUGCGGUGGCAUCGAGUACAGCACUGGAAGAUGUGAGUUGUGGAUCCGCCCUGAAGGGAUAGAGGCCACCGUGCCCCUCAGUGGCUUCACGUGUUUGCGCUACAAUGGAGCUGGGGCACAAACAACUCCGACGACAACGUCCACGACCUUGGGGAUGACGUCUGAAGCCAGUCAGGCUCAAUUUCUCAUACGCUCCACUUUUGGUCCGACGCUCUCAAGCAUGCGCGAGCUUGCAAACAAGACGUUUCAAGCCUGGAUUGAUGAGCAAAUGAUGCUGCCGGCUGGGCUCCAUCGAGCCUUUUGGAGACAACGUGUCAAUCCACACGUUCUGCCGGAAGAUGUCGGCAAUGGAAAUCUGAUCGGCAGCGCGCGUUCCCGGUGUGAACACGGCUCCCGCUGGGUUGGUUACACGUUUUUGACGCGCGAUGUUGGUCGUCCCGUCAAGGUGAUCGGAAAUCAGAUCCUGGUAGAUGGCCUUCAUCGGGUUGAUGUAGAUCCUGCAUAUUUAGGCAAUGGCAUGGAUCCACCGCAGACUUGCAACAACAAUCCUCCAGAGAACUGGCAGACCAGAGGUCUGACUUGUGAGUCUGAAGCCGAGAGCAUGGCAUGGAACUGCUAUGACGACUUCUGGAAGGAAGAGAAGUUGUGCCAAAAGACAUGCUUUGACCGGGGCCAUGGCUACAACGGAGACGAUUGCUCUGGUGGCUGGGCAGGAGUUGAAUUUGACGGGUACGUCUGCAGGGUGAAGGCCAACUCGGUCGGAGCAUGGGUGCAGCUGGGUACAGCGGAGGAUUGUACCGAAGGUUUGCGGGCAAUGACAAAUCCUCGUGUUUGGAGGAGCACGGCAUCUGCGGAAAUGACCCAGAGUUUGAGCUUUCGCGUCUUCCGGCCAGACGUAGUUCUGAUGUCAGAGAGCGUUGACCCGUGCAAUCUCGGCACUGUGAUCCAAUCCGACGUGGAGGGCGAGAAGCGGUUUUACAUGUUGGAAGCCCGACUAAACUUGGUGGAGAACACACUGGAACGGCCGGCCUCGGCCGAUUCCUGGAUCGGAGGCGUUUGCCCAGCAGUGAGUCGAACAUUUGUGAAUUGGAACAGCUGCCAGCUUCUACCUGGUUGUCUGCCUCUGGGUGUGGAGAGUGUCCAACUCGCACUGAAUGCAACAACUUUCGAGAGAUUCUUCACAGUGGGUGGUCGCUACGUGUAUGCCAUUACCGGCCUGCGAACCAGCAUCUCGCCGUGCAAUCGGAGAUCACGCUGGAGGAGGCUGAACUGUCAGGAGGAGUCGUGUUCCACGACGACCCUCCCUGCAAACGAUGCGGAAGCCAUUCGUGCACAGCUUCUUGCAGAGGCAUCGCAAGGAUGGCUCCGUGACACGACCAUCGAGUGCAACUCAAUCGCCGCGGGUGCAGUUGUACAAGUUGAUUCCGACUACUUCCAACAUGUUCAUCUGGAUGAGUUCAAUGUCUACGAUUUUACAGACUGGGUUGCGACGCAUCCAGGAGGACCGGACAAGAUCACCCAGUGGACAAGCCAGGGCUACCAGCUUGAAUUUCCCUCCUGGCACGAUAUGUCCCGCUGGGAUUCUGGCAUUGCUCCCGGGGUUCUCCGGCCAAAUCUGGUGGGCAAGUACAACGAGAUCGUUCUGCUCCAGACCUUGCCACAGCCUCUGCAAACCCAGGCCCUGGUGGAUGACCUGAGCGGCUCUGGGAAUCAAGGCGAGGUCUCGCUCGUUUGCGGCUCUCCCGGGGAGGUCGCCAACGAUCCCGAAAAGGGACAUCAGUUGUCAAUCACUCAUGGAGGGGAGUAUGAUUGGCACUUCGACAUGGAUUAUCUUUCACGAUGGGGUACAGACAGGCUUGCAAAGACGGCAGUUUGGACGAUGAAUGCCUUGUAUGGCAAGGACCAGUUCCGACAACGAAUGGCUUGGGCGCUGUCACAGAUCUUCGUGGUGGCGAUCGUUGGCGAUAACUAUGCCGGACAGAACGAGAUGUGGAUGAAUUUCUACGACAUCUUCGUUCGGCAUGCUUUCGGCAACUUUAGGGACGUUUUGCGCGAGGUUACAUACAAUCCCAUAAUGGGAGAUUACCUCACCUUCAAGCGAAAUCGUGCUUUCGAUGAGAGCAACAACUAUCCUGAUGAAAACUUUGCUCGGGAAAUCAUGCAGCUCUUCACCAUCGGCUUGUGGAAGCUGAACGAGGAUGGCACGAGAGUGCAGGAUGCGGGGCGAGACGUCCCCACCUACAGCAACGAGCACAUAAUGAACUUCGCUCGAGUCUUUACAGGUUUCGAUGAACAGCCGGACAGAGACAACAUCGAAUGGGUUUGGAACCAGAACUUCAUCGAUCCGAUGCGAAUCCAGGCGAGGUGGCAUGAUGUAUACCCCAAGCCGGACUUGGAUGGCGGCUACUUGGGGGAUCGAUACCCUGUCUGUGCAGAUCUUCCCACCGGGUACUUCUUGAAGAAAGGUGCUCGUUACGAGUUCCUGGGACACUCCUACUCUGGAACAGACGUACUAAACUUGACGAUGACUUCAGCUUUGUCGAUCCAUCUGUGUGGCUCAAGUGGAUCUCCAUGCAACUAUCGUGCUUCCGUCGAGCUCAGCCAGGAUCUUGAAUGCAGCAAUCAGGAGUGCACUGUCGAUACCGUCUUCGUUGUGAACGUGGCUGGAGGAUACUACGAGUAUGUGCCACCUGCAUGCACCAACUUGUUCUUCUUCAACGGGCAGGUCACUCGCAGAGGCGGACGAGCCUGGGGAUGGACAAGUCAAUGCCAAGAUCCGAACACUCCUGUUGCAGGAUCCGCCUGCUGCGGUGGAUGCAAGAAUCGCAAGGACUGGUGGUGGUUGGAUUGGAAGAAGUGCUCCUGCGACAACGCUACGGAUGCCUGCCCAGAACUGUUCACGGAGAAGUGUAAGCAUGAUGAGCUUUGGGCGGAGCAUAAGUGGUGCCGGCUGGCAUGCUGGGAGAACAGUGCAGGAUAUGACGGUGAUGACUGCAGCAAGGGUUUGUGGCGCGGCGAGCGGCUCUGCGGAUAUCCCAGGGAACGAGUGAGAAUGGCGACAGCUGAGCGACAGUGUGCAGAUCGUGGCUUGGAGCUCUGUUGGGAGCGCCUGGAAGGGUACGAGUGCGAUUACGACGAAGAUCCGGUGUGGACUCCAGAAGCUUGUAGCUAUGAGGUCAUAGUGCACGCCGAUGGCACAGUCACUUCCAACUUGACAAGCCGAACACGGCAGAAUCGCUUCUCCGUCGCGUGGAAGUCUGGGCACCCUGCAGAGUCGGGAUCGUGCCCAGCCGGAUGCAGGUUAGCUAAUGCGGCAUGCUCAUGCAGCUUUGUGGUCGAAAACCGCGCAGUGUUCACCCAGAUCCCUGCAGCCAGCCAGCUCCACAAAUUGAAGAUCGGCGCGGUGCGACCAUCUGGCCCAUGUACCGAUUCGUGUUCGGGACCAAUCCUUGUGUACACGGCUGGUAGCACAGGCCAAAUCGACGAAGAAACCGUUUUCGAGUUCGAGGGUAAGUUCUACAAGAACAAGGAGGUCUUCGUUGUUGUCGGUGACAAAGCUUCCGGAUUUGAGUUUCGAAACCCUCCAAGUUUUGUGACUCUGGAAAACCCUCGCGAAAGGGAUGCUCAUGCCGAAGUCGACAGCUUGCUCGACCACCUCUUCUACCACAACAACACCCCUCCGUUCAUCGCCUACCGUCUGAUCCAACGUUUUGGCAUGUCAAACCCUUCGCCAGACUACGUUCAAGCAGUCGCACAGGCCUUCAAAACUGGCCAGUACAACGGAAGGGUGUACAGUGGCGCAUACGGGGAUCUCGGGGCCACUGCGGCAGCGGUGCUGCUCUUCCCCGCCGUCUCCGGUGCCACGACAGGAUCUCUCAGGGAGCCGCUCUUGAAGGUGAUUCAUUUCAUGAGGUCCAUGGAAUACAAGGAUCGUGUCGGACGCAAUGUUCUGCUCCAGAAUCUGCUGCCUCUGAUUGGUCAGUUUCCAUACCGGUCUCCAUCGGUCUUUAACUACUUCUUGCCUGGCUUUAAGCCUGCGGACUUUCCACCUGGCAUGGUUGGGCCUGAAUUCCAGAUUUUCACACCUCCGAUGGCUAUCAGCUUCACCAAUGGGCUAAACUCGCUCAUUGAGCUUGGCUUGGGCCCAUGCUCGGGUGGAUUUGGUUUCGAUGCCCCUCAGAACUGCUCAAAUGGACAAGUGCACCUCGGCGAGUUGGAAUGCUUGCAGCCGACCAUCGACCAGUUGGACCUCUUACUCACAGGUGGGCGCCUCCACGACUCGGGAAUGAUCCGUGGUGCUUGGGAGGAUGCAGAGGGCGGUCAGGAAUACAAAGCUGCACAGAUGGCAGUGGUAAUGACACCAGAAUUCCACACGCUUGGAGAUCCCCUGCCUGCGGGUCCACGAACUCCAGAGCCACCGCAGGUCAUUAGCCAAGCGCGCUCCUACAAGGCCCUCGUAAUGGUCUUCUUGCACGGUGGUGCUGACACAUUCAACAUGCUGGUGCCGAUGAACUGUCCACUCUACGACGAGUAUCAAGAAGUUCGAGGUUCCGUGGCCUUGUCGCCCUCGGAGCUCAACCAGAUCACUACGGAAGGGCAGACGUGCGCUGACUUUGGCAUUCAUGCUCGACUACCGCUUCUCAAAGAGCUUUAUGACCUCGGAGAGGCGGCUUUCGUUAGCAACGUGGGCGCUUUGGCAGCUCCUGUGAGCAAAGUGCAGUGGGAGAGCGGUGCAGGAGAGCGUUGCGCAGGCCUCUUCUCCCAUUCAGACCAGCAGCAGGCAGCUCAAACACUCACCUGCCAAAGCGCUGCGUCGGCAUCCAAAGGGGCUGGUGGUCGCAUUGCAGAUGCCUUGGGCGCAGGCAGCCAGAAGUACAGAACUAUGUCUUUCUCUGUGGCUGGAAUGUCGACAUGGUCGCAGGGCAUGGAAACGGCAGCAGAGAUCAUUGACCAGCGUUCAGGAGCAGUCAAGUUUGAGAACUACGAGCGCCUGAAGAUGGUGAUCGACAACAUCACGGGUGUCCAGCAUGGCAAUAUCUACGCAGAGGAGUAUGUCCGGAAGUUUUCUGCAGCCAUCAAUUUCAACGAGGAGUUGGGAAAGCAGCUGAAGACAGCAAAGCUGAAGACAUCGUAUCCGACCAAUGAGGUAUCCUUGUCCAGGCAGCUCAAACAAGUCGCACGGCUGAUCGCUGCACGUGGUGAGCGUGGGGCGGAGCGAGAUGUCUUUUACGUCGAAAUUGGUGGUUGGGAUACGCAUUCCAGUGUCAGCCAAGAGCUGAACAAUCGCUUCGGAGAGCUCAACGGCGCCUUGGAAACCUUCGUCACUGAGAUGAAGGCCCACGGGAUCUUUGACUCCACGACCUUGCUCACGCAUUCUGACUUUGCACGGACGUUAACCCCCAACAGUGGUGACGGCACGGACCACGGUUGGGCUGGCAAUCAUGUGAUUAUCGGAGGUGCUGUCAAGGGUGGCCGUGUCUACAACGACUUUCCUGCUUCUUACCAGGAAGGCAGCGAUCAGGAUGCCGGGCGCGGGCGUCUCAUCCCAAAGUAUCCCUGGGAAAACAUGAUGAUGCCUGUCGCGGAUUGGAUGGGUGUCGAAAAUUCACAGUUGUCGAGUGUCUUUCCCAAUAUUGCAGCCUUCAACUCGUCGCUCUUGAUGACGGGCUCCACUUUGUUUGUGGCAAGCUGA
Symbiodinium sp. CCMP2592 is the source of this 6507-nucleotide messenger RNA. The record is from the annotation of a GenBank genome assembly. NCBI's taxonomy places the organism in Eukaryota, Dinophyceae, Suessiales, Symbiodiniaceae.